This is a messenger RNA of Acipenser ruthenus (sterlet), 3307 nucleotides long. RefSeq names its product transcription factor PU.1-like. Gene Ontology annotation, cellular component: nucleus. Lineage: Eukaryota; Metazoa; Chordata; Actinopteri; Acipenseriformes; Acipenseridae. The transcript is spliced from 6 exons. The record is from RefSeq and is a predicted model, not a curated record. Gene Ontology annotation, molecular function: sequence-specific DNA binding; DNA-binding transcription factor activity, RNA polymerase II-specific. Gene Ontology annotation, biological process: cell differentiation; regulation of transcription by RNA polymerase II. Bases 314 to 1192 code for a protein of 292 amino acids.
AUCAGGAACUUUCAAAAAAACAAAACACCACAGAACUUCAUAGGCCACCUUAGGGCUGACAAAACUCUAGCAGGUUUCUAUUUAUGGUUUUAAUUUAACAUCAGCUGCCUUAUACACAGUGCGUUUCUAUAUCCCUGUGCAGAUAGACAAGUCGCUCAAGCCUCACUUUUUAUUUGGAAAGAUACUGCGUUUAUUUAAAACCAAGUUUGCUGAGAAAAAAAAAGUCUGCAUUGAGUUGCAUGACAUGACUCCCUGAGCUUCACAGAGGCACUUGAAGAGCCCUUACAGAAUAUCCAAACUGAGAACGUACUUCAUGCAGCAAGCCUAUAGGAUGGAGGGGUAUAUCUUACCACAUCCUGCAGAAGAAAUGAUUUCGUAUGAUCCUGAAAUUUACAGACAACCCCAUGAAUAUUAUCCCUAUCUGAGCAGCGACGGAGAAAGCCAUGGAGAUCACUGUUGGGAUUACCACCCGCACCACAUCCACAGCAGUGACUUUGAAGCUUUCCAUGAGAAUAACUUCACUGAGUUACAGAGCGUCCAGCCUCUGCACCUGCAGCAGCUUCACCGUUACACUGAAAUCGACCCCCUGCACGCCAUUGACCCCGCUCUGGGGGCCACACACGUCGGAAUAUCCCCCCAGUUUGUUGCUGGCACCUGGAAACCUGAAUGGAAGUUGGUUUCACCAAAUAUGCAGACUAUGCCUGAAAAUAAAACACACGGCAAGGUGCAGUAUUUGCAGCGAGUCUUUCCUUUCCAGUCUCCAGCCCAGCGCAGUUCGGAUGAUGAUGACUUGGAGAGACGGAGCCCUCCCUUCGAGGUGUCUGACGGAGAGACAGACCCUGCGGGCAGUAUUCCUUAUGCAGCCACUGGAGAAUCAGGAAGUAAGAAGAAGAUCCGCUUGUUCCAGUUCCUGCUGGACCUGCUCCGCAACGGGGACCUGAAGGACAGCAUCUGGUGGGUGGACAAAGAGAAGGGGACCUUCCAGUUCUCCUCCAAACACAAGGAAGUCCUGGCCCACCGCUGGGGGUUGCAGAAGGGCAACCGCAAGAAAAUGACCUACCAGAAGAUGGCCCGGGCACUCAGAAACUACGGCAAGACCGGCGAGGUGAAGAAAGUGAAGAAAAAGCUGACGUACCAGUUCAGUGGCGAGGUGCUGGGGAGAAGCAACGACAGAAAGAUGUACUCACACUGAUACAACUUCAGAGCUGAGGGAAAACCCACAGCAAAGCCUUAAAGACUGUAGCCAAAAAAGUCUUGGUGCUUCCUUUCGCUUUCGUAGAGUACAUUGAAAUAUCAAACUUACAGGCACAUAAAAACAGAACAAAACAGGUAGUCGAUUUGCUAACAGUUUAUAUUAAGUGUCUCUAAUUACUGUGCAUUUACAUAGUUGUUACUUAAUAAAUACAUGUGUACUUACACAUAAUUACAAUGCUAUUAUGCAUAGUUACAAUGUACUUAAUGUGUAAAUGUUUUUGCAUGAUAUAUGUAAGUACACAAUUGUAUAAGAAAAGGGUUAGGGUUAGGAUUAGGGCUAUAUCAUGCAAAAAGAUUUACACAUUAAGUACAUUCUAACUAUGCAUUGUAAUUGUGUGUAAGUACACAUGUAUUUACUAUGUAACUACUGUGUAAAUACACAGUAAUUAGUGAAACUUAAUCACUAGAUGAGUUCAAUGCACUGAAGGAGUUUAGCUUAUACAUACUGGUGACUGGCUGAGAGGAGCCUUUCUAAUUAAAACAAGAAUUGCAUUGGUUCUGAUAAUACUAUUAGUUAAUUUAGAUGUAUAGCUUUCCACUGGCAAAACUGUUUGCAUUGUACGUAGCAUGUAUGUGGCCGUAAUCUCAGCUCUAAACCCGCUGCCUCGCGUCCAAAGGAAGCAUGUACUGUACAGUUGCUUUCAUAGCAAUGGCCAAUCAUGUCGUUUCCAUUGCUGUUGGAUCUAGAAGUCUAUGUUCAUCUGAGGUCGACGUGGCCUUAAACUUAUAUAUGCACUGCCACGAAUGCAAUGUUAAAGGACUCCUAGACAGAACGAGUGAAAAUGCAUUUUUUUAAACAUUCUGUUGCAAGCUCUUACCUGCCAAGACCUUGAAUUCAAGGGGAAUGCUGCAUUUCUUUUAUACUUUGAUAACUGGACAUGCCAUACUUUUGCACUGAUAAAUAUCAAUAUGGCGAUUAUCCCACCUAUUCCAAUGACGUAAGCAUUAAAACCGGGGUAAAACUCCCAAACAGAACUGCAAAAGCAGGAGUGAUAAAAUCCCUUCAUAUUCCCACUGUUGUUGUGUUACUUCAAUUGUGUCUUAUUUCAACUAGGAAUGUAGCUUGAUCCACAAACCACAGGACAAUUAAUACAAAUAUGAAAGAGAACUAGUAAAUAUAUUCUUUGCCAGGUGAAUGUAGCAAUAUUAUCGACUGUAUCAUAAUUCCAGCCAAAUAAAUGUAUUUAGAUCCUGUAGCUAAAUGGUGCAAACAGUGCACUGCAAUAAAAAAUAUGAUGAAAUAUGUUUUUUCAUAUAUACUAUUACAGUAAAGAUCAACGAUCGAAAGGCAACACAGAGUACCGGGAGCUGCUUUAAUAAUAUGGGGAACUGCAUGUUAUGAAAAGCAGGAACUGAUACAGAAAAACACAGCACAUGUAGAAAGGAGCAUUGUUCCUAAUGUCUGCAGCCACACCUCACUUGAUGCAGCACUUUCUGUGCUCUCCAAAUUGAGCUGGCUGUAUCAAGCAAUCACAGAGCCUACAACAUUACAUGAUAUUCUUCUGUAUUGUUUGCAUUUUGUUAGGUAUUUAGGAAAGAAUUCUUAUAUCAUUCUGUUAUAGGCAAUGUGUGAUAUGCGUGUUCCAAAACUGUUAUCCAAGGGUUUCAACGUGAUAUUUGAAAGUCACUAAGUCAGUUUUGAUCAAUUGAAUGAAGUCUGGCAUGCUUCAUUAAAACAGGCUUAACAUGAGGUAUACACAGGGUAUAGCUGUUUUUCAUACAAAAAUGUAAUUUAAGUUUGCAUUAAUAAUCAUGAUGUUUUUUUUCCUUUUUUUGGAAAUGUAAUUUGAAUGUUUAACCAUUUAUUUGUUGCUGUCAUGGAUGAGCAAAUAGAUCCAAGUCAGAAAUAUUUAACGUGAUACGUGAUACCACUUAGUAUUCACAGUCACUUGCUUUAGCAAUUUCCAGUAGACUCAACAUUAGACAUUAGUGAUGAAGGACAAUCAUAUUAUACGGUACAUUUCACAAUUGGCAUCCAUGUGCUGAAUGAAUAAAAAUUGGUGGACAUAUAAUAUGUGUUAAUAUAAAAUAAAUUAUUUUUAAAUAACUCAAA